This is a messenger RNA of Neolamprologus brichardi, 5010 nucleotides long. The record is from RefSeq and is a predicted model, not a curated record. Lineage: Eukaryota; Metazoa; Chordata; Actinopteri; Cichliformes; Cichlidae.
AGCCACACAAAUAGUUGAGAGCUAAAUCAAACCGAGCUUUUUUGUUGCAAAAUCAUGAGUCAUGGCAAGCCUAUUCUUAGUUCGGGGGUGUUUGUGUUUGCCAAAGUUGUGUGCACUUAAAGUGAUGCUGCACAAACCGGCUAGGAGGAGAUCAAGAAAUCAGUUUGGAAACAAGCUCGGGGGUUCACUUCAUGAAGCGAAACGUGGGCUCGUCUGUGCGUUGCAGUUGUGUAAAUCUCAGUCAGGGAGCAGAAAGGGCCUCUAUACUUAUACACUUAAUGAACAACUACUAACAUUUCCUCCUGCUUUCUUACAGAGCUGCCAGAGCACCACGCCACCCUCGAGGCAAGGGGGGGCUUUCAGUGUGAGGCCACUGCCUUCCAACAACCACCAACAACACCAUCACCACGAAGCUGGGAAUGGAAAGCGUCAGCAGUGCCAGGCUCGCAGGUGGACACAUGCACCAAAGACCAGUCAGGACCCUGCUGGGGAGAGCAAGCCCGGAGUCGGGUGGUUGGACGCGGCUGCUGUGGGUGUUUCUCUGGCAGUGUCUUAGCUGGUUGUUGUGAGGAGUGAGAAUGAAGCAAUCAGCAAGUAUACUGCCGCAGAAAUUCUUCGCAAUAAGAAGCCCCGGGAUCACAGCUGAGAGGGAGGAAACUGGGAGCUGGCACCGUAAGUUUUCGACCCUCCUAAGAGAAUUAACUGAGGAGAGAUCGGCCGAGCGCAUGGCCCUCCGCAAUAUUUAGAAAACGGAUCAAAGCGUCAAACUUCCACACUGUCUGUUGCACUAUCGUGAUCUUCUGCUGCCAUCUUGUGACUGAAAGCAAACCUCCCGGCAUGCUUUUGAUCAAACGCUGCUGCGCCAAUUUGUGAAACCUUUGCCUUUUUUUUUUUCCUUUUCAUUGAGACAAAACGAAAACGCCCUUUCAUUCAGAAAAUACAGCUUGGCUUACUAUGACUUUUUUUCAGUUGCAAAUGCAUGUUUUUGAUCCCUUAAUUUAAUUUGCUCCACAGAUAUUUCUGGAUGUAACACACAAACAAAAAGAAAGUGGAUAUGAUUAAUUCUUGAUUUAUGUGCCUGAUAUUUUAUUUGUGACAUAUUGCUGCUGUAGAAAAGGAGCAUUAUAAAUAAAGUUAGAUAAAUACUGAUUUAUAUAUUUUCCUUUUUCCUUACUUAACACAAGAAUUUUGUAAUAAUGCAAAAGUGUUGCAGAAAGGCUCUUUGGAUUACAUUUAAAAAAAGAACACUUUUUAUUUAGUGCAUGAUGAGAAUAUUCCUGUGUGACCAAAGACGACCUAAUGUGUGCAGAUGAGUCAGGUGCACAUUAAUUUAGGCUUUCUCACACACACACACACACACACACACACACAAUGUUCUUCUGAUUUUUUCUCUACUCUAUCUCAGAAUCUCUCACCGUUAUUGUUGAUGCACGAUACGAAACAGUGUCUUAAACUGUCUGUCGAUGGUGUGAUUCAGGCGAUAAUGCAGAUGCCAAGUUUGCUGCAGUCUGCAAGGAAAAAAAGACAAAGAAAAAAAAAACCCCACCAAUGUUCUGCUGCACUGCUACAAACACUAAAACAAGGGGGUUGCAGGUUUUUCUGGGCUGCAGUAAUGCAGAAGCAGUAAAAGUCCGGCUCUGACACAAGGUCACCGCUCGGCUCUAAACCGUUUUACAUGACACUUCUUUGGUAAACUGCAAAUCACAAGGCCACCAAAGAAUCAACAGCACUCGGACAGGAGGCAAGCCAGAUGUUAGUUGUUAGCUUCUCCUUUAUUUCUGUGUACGGUCAACUCAUCGCUAAUAGAAAUGUAAUUUCAGGCAAAAUUAUGCUUUUAUUUAAAAAUGAACUUAUUUCCCCAGAAAGCUGAGAUUCCAUCUCUUACUGCAGGAUGGGUUACCGUGAAUUCACUCUUAAAAAAUUUAAUUGGUCCUUUGACUACAUUUAAAUUCACCCAUGAAGGCUUUUAUAUUCAUGAUUGGGUGUUUUAAAUAACUAGUCAUUUAACCCAUGCUUCAGAUUUAAUCACUUUUACACAUUUGCAGCUUUUUCCCUUUUUUGUAUACCUGAGGAUUAAUACAGUGAGGUUUUGGAUACAUAAUUUUAAAUGCUUUUUUUUUUUUUACCUUGCAAAGAAGAAUGAAGUGAAACCAUGAAAAUAUUUGUUAGAUGCAAUCUAUGUCCUGUAGUUUACAACAUCAAAUAAUUUAAAUAAAAACAUUUCAAUGUUUCAGUUUUCUGCUGCCCAUCAUGUUCACAGCUGAUGUACUUUUAAGUUAUGUUUUGUUUCGCUUUUAUUUAUUCAGUUCCUCUGUGCUCUUUGAUGACACUUCUGCUUUGGUGCUACCACCUAUUCAUGUGUUUUGAUUGCCUACUUUGCAACACUGCACUUUCUGAAGCCAAAAUUCAGUCACUUUUUUAUCAACUUCUACAUACAUUUAUAUAAAAAUGAAUGCGUCUUGUUAUUCAAUGCACUUGCGCCAGCUUAUAUUUAUGUGAAGUGUAUCUUUUUUUUUUUUUUUUUACAUGUACAAAAUAGUUAUUAAAAUAAAACAGACGUCAUUUUCUAACUUGAGCAGCGAAUCCUUUUUUGCGAAACCAUGACAGGAAUGGGGAAGCGGUUUCAUCAUGCUGUCAUGUGCCGUGUGUGGCACUUUGUGUCAAAGCUGGACAGCACAAACUGAGACACUUCCACUCAAAAAUAGACCCUUUGAGUGCCUGCAGGUUACCAGCUGACUUAACUUCUGCUUUGGGUUCGGGUUGGUGAGGGGGCGGCGGGGAAGGAGGGCUUUAAGCUGGGUGAAAAGUUUUGCUUGACUCCCUUAAAAGCAGUAGAAGUUUUGUUUUUUUUUUCAAGUCAUGUGGCUCGACUGGACGGAGUGUUUUUAAACCGUCGCCUGGCCUUAAGGGAAAAUAAUGUGGAGAGCCUCUGGGAACAUCCAGAAUAAAACCAGUGCGCUCGGCCGGGAAAAGAAAGGUGUUUACAAACAAACAGAGACUGCGGUGUCCGCGAGACGACUGCAGCUCGUGCCUGAUCGCGCUACACGAUGGCAAACGCGACUCAGACUCAGACCGAGGUGUAUCUGUUCGAGCAGGUGAUCGUGCUGUUCUCGUGCGCGCUAUCUUUCCUGGGCUCCUCUCUGAUUAUCCUCACCUACAUUAUUUGGUCGGAUUUGAGGACAACUCCGAGGAAACUGCUGGUUUACCUCUCGGUGUCUGACUGGCUCUCCGCCGUCUCCUACGCCUUCGGAGUGUGGAGCGUCUUCCGCACAAACUCGGCGGAGUGCGUUGCUCAGGGAGCGAUUUCCACUUUCGCCAACACCAGCUCCUUCUUCUGGACCGUGGCCAUCGCCGUUUACCUGUACGUGUUCAUCGUGAGGACCAACCAAAGAGUCGCUGACAGCCUCGUGUUGGUGUUCCACCUCGUCAGGUAUGCCUUUACUGGUGUGGUGUUUGAGAUUAUUGUUGUGAAAAACGAAGCUGUGCAUGCAGCCCUCUCUGAGUACCGUCCCAUCUUGGCCAACAGGCCUGCCGCCCACUCCUUCUCCUCCAUGGCUGAUGUGAAGCUCACGCUCAUCCCCAUCAUCUUCAUCGUCCUACGCAUUUGGAGCACGGUGCGCUUUAUCCUGCUGCUAGCCGACUCAAAUGUCAGACAGAACCCAGCGCUGGUCACGCUGCACGGGAUUGGCAACACCUUGCAGGGAGCAGCCAACUGCGUCAUGUUCGUCUUGUUCACUCAGCCGAUCCGCACACGCCUCUGCGCCGCGCUCAGCUCCUGCUCCCAUUGUCGAGCAGAGGCGCGGCGCCCGCACAGGCUGCUACCGGAGCAGGACGCAACUGCCCGGAGAGAAGAAGACAGCACUGAACGAGGCCACGCCGACAGAUGAGACUUUGUUUGGUGCAAUGAGAAGAUGAAGGCAAAGCAAAGAGGCUGACAUGAAGGGAGGAGGAGUUCUCUACUUCACCUCGAGCCCUCAUUACACAAAGUGCUCGUGCGACGGCUUCUGGAGAUUCUGCAGGAGCAUGCACUUCUGCGUCACGUGUCUGCACUGUGGGUGAUGGGGUGUUGCUGCCUGAUUUUAUAUUAUUUACACAUAAGGUGAAGCAUUAUUUGCAUUUAUUGUUCUGUAGGUCACAUGGGUAAAGUGUUUUGUUUUUGUUUUUCUUUGGGUUGGUGUGUGUUGAUGAUUUCACUUCCCUCCUUCCAAAGAAAGUGAAGGAGCUCUGCUUACCAUGUACUGUACUCAGGUUAACACUGUGAAGGAUUUUUGUUGUUGUUUGUUUUUCUAGUAUCCGAGUUUUGUGAAUUUGGGGAGAAACCUUUGUUGGCCCGGUUAUGUUACAAACAACAGAGAAACAGGGAAAGCUUUGUCGCUUUAGGUCACAAUUAUACUGUAAUUUUUUGUGUUUUUCUUUUUUGUAUCAUCAACAAAUGUGUCCAGAAGCUCUAAAUACACUACUCCUGAAGCAAAGACAGGAGCAAUGCAUUUACUCACAUCUAAAGAGCUGUGCAUUAUUCUAACUGUUAGCUUGACUUCUCUUUCACUGGAGAUACUAUAUUGUUACAUUUUUGGGUAGAUUAUCAUCAUUUUCUAUUUAAAGGAAUAAAUACAUGAUCGGCUUUGCUCUAACUGCUGUUCUCCUUUUAUUAAAACUCGUUUACUUAUUUCCCAAGGCAUUGGUUUCAACAUCUUUCAGACACCAGUUUCAUAAGAUUAGCGGCGUCUGUUGUGUCACCAUAAUUAGCAUCAUUACUAUCACCGUGGUCAAAUUUGUGUUGUUUUUUUGCAUGAUCUAUAAUCACAUGUCAUCCUUCCUCUUUCAAACUCAGGCUUCACUCAUGAGCCUCACUUCUCCUUUGAGCUGGUGGCUCUUGUUCGCCUGACUAAAAAUGAAGGCUGAGUGCAUUACUAAUGAUGAGUGGGUGAACCCGGUGCGCUGAUUCUACUUCCCAAAGUUUCGAAAUAUUGGUUUAAAAUUCACAGCGUACUUGCUCCGGCUUUUUUAUUU